Astyanax mexicanus (Mexican tetra) is the source of this 9740-nucleotide messenger RNA. It is a transcript of the gene zbtb20, whose product is annotated as zinc finger and BTB domain containing 20. The transcript is spliced from 5 exons. Gene Ontology annotation, biological process: regulation of transcription by RNA polymerase II. Bases 1365 to 3554 code for a protein of 729 amino acids. NCBI's taxonomy places the organism in Eukaryota, Metazoa, Chordata, Actinopteri, Characiformes, Acestrorhamphidae. The record is from RefSeq and is a predicted model, not a curated record. Gene Ontology annotation, molecular function: protein binding; DNA-binding transcription factor activity, RNA polymerase II-specific; RNA polymerase II cis-regulatory region sequence-specific DNA binding.
GAUUACCUGUUUUUUAAAGAGUGUGUUUUGGGAACUAAUACAUUCUUUCGUGUGUUUUUGUCCAGAUGGAUCUGUGUUCAGUAUAUAAAGGCUAGUCUGAAAAACUAGCAUUUUAGCAUUAAAGCUAUUUCUCCUCUAAAUUCAGGGUUAUAGAGUGAGAGCGGGUGAUCUGUUACAAAUAAAAUACAUUAAUUUUAUUUAAAUUAAAAUAAAAAAUGAGGGCUGUAGGAAUGUAUUUGUGUUUGUACUGAUGGUUUAUUUUGCAACUAUAAAAAAGUUAGCGUAUAAAACUAUAACUGUACAAAUGUGAGAAACAGGUUAAAACAGCUGUAAAUAAAGGUGUGGAUUAACUGGAUUAACUCUUUUUAUUAAAGAGUGUUUUUGGGAACUAAUAAAUUAUUUUGUGUGUUGUGUUGUCCAGAUGGCUCUGGUUACAGUAUAUAAACACUAGUCUAAGAAAUUAUUUUGUCCAGAUGUCUUAUUUUGUAAGUAAAAAAAGGUUAGCAUAUAAAACUAUAACAGUACAAAAUGUGAGAAACAGGUUGAAAUAACUAAUAAACUGGAUUAACUGUUUUUAAACAGUGUUUUUGGGAACUAAUGCAUUUAUUGUGUAUUUUUGUCCAGACGGCUCUGUGUACAGUAUAUAAAUGCUAGUCUGAGAAAUGAGCAUUUUAGCAUUUAAGCUAUUUCUCCUCUAAAUUCAGGGUUAUAGAGUAAAAGCUGGUGAUCUGGGACAUAUAUCACAAACUUUUAUUAAACGGUGGUUUUGGGAACUAAUACAUUCUUUUGUAUGUUUUUUCCAGAUGGCUCUGAGUACAGUAUAUAAACGCUAGUCUGAGAAAUUAGCAUUUUAGCAUUAAAGCUAUUUUUUUGUCUAUCUUCAGGGUUAUAUAGUGAUCUGUGAGGGUGAUCUGCGCCGCCUGCAGUCGGUUGGAGUUUAGUAAAGCCGAGCGAUUAGAGCGGAGAGUUUCCGAACGCAGUUUUUUGGGAGAGAAAGAAGAAAAGAGGAGAGAAGGAAGAGAGAAAGAGGAGCGGCGCUGGUUUUUAUGCUAAACCGGGCCGAGGCCGGCCUGCACUCCUCCUCCUCUCCGGCUCCGGAAGAGCAGCUUGGCCCGAGGCCUGAAGUGCACGGGGUCGUUUCAGGGCGAUCGUGAAGACUGUGUGAGGUUUGGACGGCGGCCGAGAGAGAGAUGAAGUGAGCAUCCGGCGGCUCUCCUCACACACUCGCCAGCACCAGCAAACCUGUAGCAUCCUGCCCCUGUGCCUCUCAGCGCCAACACACACUCACACACACACACACAAUAACACACACACCAGUACCACCCUACAGAGCGCCAUCAGACUGUGACAUCAGUUGCAAGGGGAUGACCGAGCGCAUUCACAACAUCAACCUUCACAACUUCAGCAAUUCUGUACUUGAGACCCUCAAUGAGCAGCGAAACCGUGGGCACUUCUGUGACGUGACCGUUCGGAUCCAUGGCAGCAUGCUGCGAGCCCACCGGUGCGUUCUGGCUGCCGGGAGCCCCUUCUUCCAGGACAAGCUGCUGCUGGGCUACAGCGACAUCGAGAUCCCGUCCGUGGUGUCCGUUCAGUCCGUCCAGAAGCUGAUCGACUUCAUGUACAGCGGCGUGCUCCGGGUGUCCCAGUCCGAGGCGCUGCAGAUUCUGACGGCAGCCAGCAUCCUGCAGAUCAAGACGGUCAUAGACGAAUGCACGCGGAUCGUCUCGCAGAAUGUCGGAAUCGCAGCUCCCGGGAGUUUCCCUGGCGUCCCCGGCGAUUCGGGACAGGAUACACCCCGCGGCACGCCCGAAUCCGGCACGUCCGGCCCCAGCAGCGACGCGGAAUCGGGAUACAUGCAAACAUCGUCCCAGCAGGGCCUGGACCGGAUGUACUCUUCGCUCUACUCCAGCUGCACGGGCUUAGGGUUGCAGAAUGGCACUCGAGGAAGUGAUCGCCCGCACUACGCCAGCGCCUCCGGGGCCACCGGCGGCUACGAUUCGGCUUUGCCGCUCCAGCAGAAGGAAGGCAGUCAAGACCCGGCUUGGAUCACUCGCAUUCACGAACGCUCUCAGCAGAUGGAGCGUUUCCUUUCGUCGUCGUCGGAGAGCACGCACUGCCGCAAGCAGCCGAGGCCCGUCCGGCUCCACACGGCCGGAGGAGACGUUCACAUCAAGCAGGAGCAGGGGGACGACUACAACUGCUACGGGCUGGACGAGUGCCGGGAAGAUGGCGAGCAGACGGAGGGCGUCGACAGCGAACCGAAGGGCGAAAGCUUUGACUCAGGCGUCAGUUCAUCCAUCGGCACCGAGGCCGACUCCGUGGAGCAGCAGCAGUACCUGUCAGGAUUUGGGCGAGACAACGGCACUCAGGGCGAGGGAGGAACACCUGUGCAGAUCGAGGUCACCGACUCGUCCCCUGAGCAAACUCAGGAGGCCAUGGAAGACAACAACGGACAGCCGCAGAACGCCGUGGGUGAAGUGGCCAUGCUCCAGCCGCCACCGCCUAACCCUACCGGGCCCCCGUCCAUACCCGGCGGCCAGCUGUACAUCCGGCCUGGAGAUACACUGGCCAGCAACCUUCGCAUGCCACUCACCCUGACCAGCAACACACAGGUCAUGGGCACCGCCGGCAACACCUAUCUGCCCACACUGUUCGCCACGCAGACGGCCAACGAGAACAAGCCUUUCCUCUUCAGUCUGCCCCAGUCCAUGAGCAGCCAGCAGCCCCAGUUCGUGGCCGUGCCGCCCCACACCCUGCCACCGUUCCCCGGCGGCCUCAGUGGCGUGCCCCCACCGUCCGGGGCCCAGCAGCAGGCGGGUGUGGGGGUGGGCCAGCAGGGCGAGAAGAAGCCCUACGCCUGCACUCUUUGCUGUAAAACCUUCACUGCCAAACAGAACUACGUUAAACACAUGUUCGUGCACACCGGUGAGAAGCCCCACCAGUGCAGCAUCUGCUGGCGCUCGUUCUCCCUGAAGGAUUACCUUAUCAAACACAUGGUCACGCACACGGGCGUUCGCGCCUACCAGUGCAGCAUCUGCAACAAGCGCUUCACCCAGAAGAGCUCGCUCAACGUCCACAUGCGCCUGCACCGCGGCGAGAAGUCCUACGAGUGCUACAUCUGCAAGAAGAAGUUCUCCCACAAGACCCUGCUGGAGCGCCACAUGGCCCUGCACAGCUCCGCCCCCGGUGUUCCCGUGGUUCCGGGGGUCACUGGGGUGGCCGGCGUGGCCGGGGUGCCCGGGGUGGCCGGCGUGCCCGGGGUCGCAGGGGUGACGGGAGGGGCUGGCGCCGGAGGCCCCGCCUCCAUCCCGGUUCCCAUGGCGGUGCCGGAGCCCGGGCCGGGCGUGGUGGCUCUGGCCAUGCCGGUCGGAGGAGGAGGCGGAGGCGGGGGCAUCGUCGGAGGCACGGGAGUGGGUGUGGCCACCGGGGUGGGCGUGGCCGCCGAAGCCAGCUGCCAGGAAGGGACCACCUACAUGUGCUCCGUGUGCCCCGUCAAGUUCGACCAAAUCGAGCACUUCAACGACCACAUGCGCAAGCAUGUCUCCGACGGAUAAGUACAAAUCCUAAAAAUCAACAAAUAAACUUCUUUUAAACGACAACGAAAAAAAAAGAAUGAAAAGAAAAUGGCACUAGUUUUUUUUUUUUUUUCCCUGAUAUUGGGGCAUGAAGAGAAAAAUGAGUAUAGACACUGGCACAUUGAGUUUCCCAGAAAAAAAGAGGCGUUUUUUUUUUCGUUUUCGUUUUUUGUUUAUUUUUUUCUUCCUUUUUUCGUCGUUGUUAUUCUUAAAGAAUAAAAAAAAAAAGAUGGUGGCCUUAAGGCUGUGUAGUUGGAUAACGAUCCACUGGUUGGAUCCAAACUACUGGCCUCUAAAUGUAUGAUUUCCUCAAAUACUGAUUUAUGUGUUGAACACUACCGAAAGGCCUGCGAAAGAUACAUAAAACACACAUACACAUACAUACACACAUACACAUACAAAAAAAAACACACACACAACUUAAAUACACAACGUAAUACACACAAACACAUAGAUAUACAAAAACUCACACACAUAUACACACACAGAAGCACAGACUACUAAAACACACUUACAUACAGUUCUAAUAGAGUUAUUUGUAUGUACCCUGUGUUUUUUGAUUGGCUGUGCUCGGUUGGCAUCUGUGUGUGCGCGUGUGUGUACGUACGUUAAAACGUGCAGAGAUAAGAUCAACAUUGCCGUGAAAUUUUAAAAGAGAAUUUACGUAAAGAAACAAACAAAAAAAAAAACACAAACACACAAAGAAUCCUGUAGACGUUUUCCCAUGUAGACCGUUUUGGACACUAUAGGCGUCCAAGCUUACUGUGGUAUACCUUUUUAACGUAAGAAAAAAAAAAUUAGCAUCUGGCUUGGGCUCUCGAUUCCUUCUAAAAGUAACGAUGGUCACAAGUUUGCCUUUUUUUCGUGUAGGAUAAGAAAAGGAGAGUUGCUCAAUUUGACACUGGGUUAUAUUUUUAUUUAUUGCUAUGGUUUUGAGGGAUAAUGAUGCAGCUGUUUGUUAAGGUACAAGUCAACUUCAAUAAUUGUACUGAAAUGUAACUUCCUGUGAGUGAGCUGAAGAAAGAUAAUUGUGUUUAUUACGAUGAUUAUUAUUAUUAUUAUUACUUUUUGUUUUUGGAAAAAAAAAAUCCCACGACUCUUUUGUUUUGUUCCAACGGCUCAAGUCGAGUUUACGAGUUUGUUAUAGUUUGUUUGUUUUUAAUAAGAGACAGUAUUCCAGCAAAAACCUUAAAAUUUUUCACUUUUUUCAGAUUUGUUUUGCAUACACUGCCACUAAGAAGACUGUUAUUUGACCUCUUCCACGUACAACAACGGAAAAAAAACGAGACACAAUGUGAGAUACGAAAAAACAAAAACAACACAAAAAACACACUUUCUUUUUAAUUUUUGGUUUGUUUUUAACUCUUUUUGGCUUUGAAAUUGACCUUUUCAUGGAUUUCGUCAUCUCGCACAACAUCGUUACAAUUUUUACAGUAAAACGACUUCAAUAAGGCUUCGGUAUGCAAACCCAAACCCAGCCGACAUGCUCAUGUGGGGGUCACGUAGGUGGAACAUGGGCUCUAAGUUCUCAACAUUACAACAGUGCAACUUAACACCAUAAGACUCUGAUCUAAGCCCAUGCAAUUUCAAGCAAUUUUAAAAUUGGGGCCAAUUUUAACCAAUUUCGGUACCAUUACAGACCAUGGUGGGCCUCCAUAUGUAGUCCAACAUGGAACCAAUGGACAAAACUUGUUCUAGUUCUUGGUUGGGCUUCCCAAAUUGAUCCUAUACUCACAAAAGCCCACCAUAAUCCCACAAGGCUCCUAUCUGAGCCCCAUGCAAUUCACUGUAAAACAACCCAGGUGGGGUCUAAAUUUAACCAAUUCUAGUACCAUCAAUGACCGAAUUUAUUUAUUGGACCCAGUUAGGCUUCACAAAUGAGCACACCGUAAUACCACAAGGCUCCAAUCUAAGACCCAUGCAAUUCACUGUAAAACAACCCAGAUGGGGUCGAAAUUUAACCAAUUCUAGUACCAUCACUGGCUUUGUGAGCAUCCAUAUAUGGGCCAACUAGGAACCAGUAAAACAAACGUUCUGGUUCACAGAUGGGCUACCCAAAUUAAAAACAGCCCAUAGUAACACCACAAGGCUCCGAUCUAGACCCCAUGCAAUUUAAUGUAAAACAACCCAAAAAGGGCCCAUGUUUGAUCCAUCCCAUAUCAUUGAACCUUCAUACAUGGAACCAAUGGACAAAACUUGGGCUUCCCAAAUUGGUCCUAUACUUAAACAAAAAGUCCACCAUAAUUCCACAAGGCUUCGAUCUAAGCCCGAUGCAACAACCAAACUCCUACUCCUAUCACUGAACCUGAUAGGGCCCUUUAAUGGCCUUAGUGGGCCCCCAUAUGUAGACCAACUUGAAACCAGUUGACAAAAUUUGGGCUCCCUAAAUUGUAAUUCCACAAGGCUCCAAUGUGAACGCCAUACAAUUCAGUGCACAACAACCCAAAUAGAGCCCAUGUUUGACCCAUCCCAGUCCUACCACUGAACCCGAUGAGGCCCAUCAAUGUGGGUCUCCAUAUGUGGGCUAAAACAUGGUAAAAUUUCUUUGUUGGAUCCAGUUGGGCUUCCUAAAUGGGUCCUAUCAUUACAACAGCACACCACAAGGCUCCAUUCUAGGCCCCAUACAAUUUAAAGGACAACAUCCCAACUCCUACUUUUAUCACUGAACCUGAUUGGGCCCAUCAUUGACCCUGGUUGACAUCCAUAUGUGGGCUAACUUGGAACCAAUUGACAAAACUUGGGCUUCCCAAAUUGGUCCUUUACAUAUAACAGUCCACCGUAAUACCACAAGGGCCAUCAGUGACCCUAGUGCGUCUCAAUAUGUCUCAAAAUUUCUUUGUUGGACCCAAUUGGGCUUCCCAAAUCAGUCCCAACAGCCUACCGUAAUACCAAAAGGCUUCAAUCUAAGACCAAUGCAAUUCAAUGCACAUCAACCAAAUUCCUACUACUCUCACUGAACCUGAUAAGAGCCCAUCGUUGACUCUAGUGGGCCUCAAUAUGUGGGCUAACUUGGAACCAAUAGACAAAAUUUGGGCUUUCCAAUUUGGUCCUAUACCUACAAAGGGCCAACAAUGACCCUUGUGGGUCUGAAAAUGUCUCAAAAUUUCUUUGUUGGACACAAUUGGGCUUCCCAAAUCAGUCUCAUCAUUACAACAGCCCACUGUAAUCCCACAAGGCUCCGUUCUAGGCCCCAUACAAAUCCUAAACCUGAUGGGUCUCAUCAGUGACAUUCAUAUGAACUCAUGAACAAAAUGUUCUGAGGUUGGACUCGUGCAGGCCCCGCCCACAUGAGCAUGUAAUCUGGGCCCAGUCGCCGCUCCACGCACUCUCAGUUCUCUCAGUUCUCUCACAUCCAGACUGUUAUCAGCCGCAGAUUCCGACGUAAGCUGAGUUUUAUUUAUAUAAAUAUAUAUUUUUUGGGAACGCAGCGUCUCACCGCUCGGCGAGGGCGGUGGAUGUUCGGCUAGUCGGGGCUUGCUGGUGACAGCUGUGAGCUGGAUUAGGCGGAGAGCGAUUUAGCGAACUGGACAGAAAUGACCUCCUAAAGGCCUCGGAGAAAAAAAAAAGGAGAAAAAAAGGAAAAUAAAAGCCGCUCUGUGUUUCCUGUUGGCGACGUCCAACCGUGACUCAGCUGUUUGGGCGGGUGGGGCGAAUAAAAUGCACUACUACUUCUGAUCUCUAAGCCCCACCUAGUGGCUCAAACGGCCCACCAUGCGUGUGCACGUCCCUGCCUGACAGGAAUUACAGAGGGAAUGAAAGAGAGAUAAAGAAAGGAAGGAAGGAAGAAAGAAAGAAAAGAGACACAAGAGAGAUAGAGAUUUAAAAAAAAAGGCAAAAAGGAAGCAUCCAUUAUAAUAAACCAGCCACAUAAUAAAAAAAACAACAACAAUCAUACACAAUAAUUCACAAUAUCUAAUAGAGUAAAAUACCCCGGUCUAUAUCCUCCUGCUUUACUUCAUUUAUUUUCAUUUAUUUUUUUAUAAAUAUAUAAUUUUCCUACCACAGCUUAACCAGUCUCUCCAGCACUCUCUCCAGUACAAUCAGAUACAUUCCCCAGUCUCUCGGAUAACUAGACGUCGUGUGUGUUGAGCCGAUCUCCUCUCGAGACGUGAGACGACGAGACGAGAGAGGUUGUAAUUUAAGUGUCAUGUCACUCAAAAAGCUCCGCGCUGCUGGUGUUUUGGCUUUGUCUCGUUCUCGUAUUGUUCCGGACUCAUCCGCCUGCAACUGCAAUCUGGAGAUUUUCUCUCUUUUUCUUUUUUUUUUUCUUUUAUUUUUUAUUUUAUGCUUCUAUUUUUCUUUUUUUUCUUUUUUUUUUUUAAAUCGCUCACUCCUCCUUCCAGUAGAUCCGAUUCAAUAUUUUAUUUUAUAUAUAUAUUUUUGUGUGUGUAGAAUGGUGUGAGGAAAAGUGAUUUAAGUGAUUCAGUUUGUUUUGUUUUUUUUUUUGUUUUUUUCGUGUGUGUGUCUUCUGGAAAUUAGUCCAAAAAAAAGUGUAAUUUUUUUUUUUCCUUUUGGUUUGUUCGUUUUAGAUGACAAAAGUUUUAGACGACAAAAGAGAAAGAACAGUGCUACUUUUGCACACUUUUACUUCAAAAAUGCCUGUGCUUAAUAUGACAAUAUGAAAUUGUUUUGAAAAAUUGUUUUAAAAAUGUUUAAAAACAUUUUUUUUUUUUGCUUAAGAAAUGAAAUUCUACUAUUUUUUUCUCUUUUCGUUUUUUUUUUUUUUUUUUUUUUUUCGAUUCUUUCUUGCGUUGGUUUCAAAGGAAAUAUCUUUUUGUUAAGAGAAGCUUGAUAAGAGGACUGCAUUGUUGUUUUCUUGCAUAUAUGUUGCACUGCAUAAACCGAUAAGUGCACUACUGUUACCAGAGAUGUUCUAGUUUUUAGAGAAAAAAAUAAUCUUUUUUUUAUCUAAAUAAUGUUUCGUUUGUUUCUAGCGUUCACUUGUUCGUGUUCGAGUAGCUUUGUUCCUUUUUUUUUUUUUUAAAGAUGAUAAGAUGAUUCAAAGGUUUCUCCGCUUUUUUUGUUGUUAUUAUUGAUAUUAUUAUUAUCGCUUGCUGUUUGUAUGUAUUUAACUUGUGCUGUGUUUGUGCGAGCACUCGUUUCUUUUUCUUUUUUUCCUCUCGUUUGUUCGUUUGUUAAUUUGUUCGUUUGCUCACUCGUCUUUGUUUCCAUCAUAUAUUGUUUUUUUGUUCGUUUUUCGUUUUAUUAUUUUCUCCUAUUUAAAUCCGAACCAUAUUGUGUGAGCUUGUCCCCAUUGUUAGCCAUCUUAUUUGAUACGUAAAUGAUUCGUACGUUAUUGCGUUACUACUACUAUUAUUUUUAUAAUUAUUAUUACUAUUAUUAGUAUGAUAUAAUUUAUAAUUUCACCACUGAAUCCCCUUUCUGUCUCCCCACCAGCAGUUGCUGCAUUGCAUACGUCGAGACAGACAGAUUCUACCGUUGUUUUUCUUCCCGUAUGAUAAAAAAAAGCGUUCAUACCAAACUGAAUCCAAAACCAACAACAAAAAAAAAAAGUUUCGAGUUUUUGUAUCGUGUGCGUGUUUGAGCUUGAGCGUAACGCGUGUUUCUGAGAUCUAUAGUUUCUAUAGCAGGGUGAUCGUACGCAGCUUUCUUUCCGUGCUGUAGUAGAGAUUGUGAGUGUGUGUGUGUGCGUAAGUGUGUAUAAGUGUGUGUGUGUGUGUGUAUACCCCUUGGUGUCGGUGUAUGGUUAGUGGCGCCUGAACUGCGGGGCUUCCUUUGCAAUAUGCAGUGCAGGUACUUCUUUACUUAGUAGAGCAGCAGACGCAUGUUUCUCUCGCUGGCUUGCGAGUGUGAGCGCACUUACGACUUUCACAACAGCAACCGCAACUUUCGCAAAAACUACGUACAGCCAAACUUACGAACAAUCUCAUAAAACACCCGAAUUUCAUCCACACAAGAAAACAAGCGCAGGUUUGAGUUGUAUCGGCUGCGGUUGACUCUGGCCUGGCCUGGCCUCCAGAUAAAAUUAAUGAUAAAAUUAUCAAAUAAUCUGAUUUAUAAUAAUAAAAUCUGAUAAAUUACAGUGUGAACUAACGCACAGUCUUCAUAUAACACUGAGAAUACCAGUCAAAAGUUUGGAUGCAUCUUUAAUUUAGUGUUUUUUCAUUAUUUUAAAAUGUUCUGCAUCGCAGAUUAAUAAUAAAG